This is a messenger RNA of Crotalus tigris (Tiger rattlesnake), 1399 nucleotides long. RefSeq names its product sperm-associated antigen 8-like. Gene Ontology annotation, biological process: positive regulation of transcription by RNA polymerase II. The record is from RefSeq and is a predicted model, not a curated record. Gene Ontology annotation, molecular function: microtubule binding. The transcript is spliced from 7 exons. Lineage: Eukaryota; Metazoa; Chordata; Lepidosauria; Squamata; Viperidae. Bases 126 to 953 code for a protein of 275 amino acids. Gene Ontology annotation, cellular component: cytoplasm; nucleus.
CCCAUUCCCCUCCCCCUCCUCGCCCUCGGCCAACCAACGGUCGCCCCGGCCGCUCGCCCGCCUCCCAGGACAGCCCGCGGUGGGUUUCGCGUCUCCGUGGAGACCAACCAAGCGCAGGAGCCAGGAUGGAGCCGGAAGGAGCCCAGGUGCCGAGCGGCGGAGAGGCCGCCCAGAGCAGCACGGAGGAGCCCCGCGGGAGCCCGGCGGAGACGGCCCCGUGUCCCGCGGAGAUGCCGCCGGAGCCCGAGGCAGAGCCGCAGGCCGGAGCCACGGUCCCGGUGGAGCUACCGCCCUGUCACGGCGUGCCGGGGCCCUACCUGGGAGAGCUGCCGGCCGCCGAUCUGCAGCCGCUCCCGCUCUGCGUCCCGGAGCCGCCGAGGGAGCCGCCCACCCGCGGCCAGUGCCUGAUGCACAACUGGCAGGAAGAGAGAGCCACCAAAGAUUUGGACCUUGUGCCAAGACCCGAGUGUGGCACCGAGGGGUCCUUCCACCGGCACGGGCAUCCUGGCCUCCUCACCCUUGACUUCCUAGCCGGCAUGCCCACGACCACCACCCUGAAGGACUCCUACCCUCGUCCCAUGAAGACAGGGCUUCCUGUACGAGGGAAGCGAGAGGCCAUGAUGGAGCAUCUUCUGUACCAGAAACACAGGACGAGCCUCCUAGCAAGCGAAAUGUACCCUCCGCCCGAGCCCAUGGAGUCCCUCUCCAUCACCCACCGGGACUACAAGCAGGAGGGCUUCCGUUCUGUGCCCCUGCCCCCCACCCAGCCCCACGACUACCGGCUGGAACAACCGCAGACAUUUUGGCUCGAACAUGCCCAGCAGGUGCCGGGCAUCUCCAGCAUCCGGACUGGCGACACCCCUUUCAGGAAGUGCGCAACGUUCACAACUCCCAUGUCCGAAUACCUUGACCAGCCAUUGCCGUACAGCCCAGAAAACUACCCCAAGCUAUGAAUGCUACCUUGGCACUAUCUGGGCUGGUUGGGAAACACCAAGCUUAUGCAGGUGGGGGGGGAUGCAGAGUCCCCUCCUCAAAAUGUUGAUUUCCCUGCUAAAUUCCUGCAAGAGCUGAAGGCCCAACCGCCAGAGUCGUUUCCAGGAAGCUUCCUUACGGUUCCCCUGCCACAAAAGCAGCCGGGGCUGGGCAGAGCCGUUUGCCAUCCUUUCUCUUGCUAAAUGGAAGGGGAGGGGGCUAUUCUCCCCUCCCCUUUCUGUUUGGACAAGACUGCUUGCCUGAUUCCUGGAUUUGCAACCAGAGGGGGAAAAUGAGCAGCAGGGCUGGAAGACUGGCUCAGCCUGCUGAGCCAAGGGGUGGGGGUGCAUCGAUUGGGACCAGGAGCCCCAGCUGGGCAAAGGGCUUUUGUGAUUGCCUCAGCAGGUGGGUUCCCAAGUGCCUGCUG